Trifolium pratense (red clover) is the source of this 1431-nucleotide messenger RNA. Its product is annotated as LRR receptor-like serine/threonine-protein kinase EFR. The record is from RefSeq and is a predicted model, not a curated record. The transcript has a single exon. Bases 1 to 1431 code for a protein of 476 amino acids. Gene Ontology annotation, molecular function: protein binding. NCBI's taxonomy places the organism in Eukaryota, Viridiplantae, Streptophyta, Magnoliopsida, Fabales, Fabaceae.
AUGAGGUCUUUUAUGACGUUUCUUCUCUACUUUUGUUUCCAAAUAUUGGUGUAUUGCAUGCCAUUUGCAACAGUUGCUCUUGCUUUGAGUUCAGAGACUGAUAAGCUUGCUUUGCUUACAUUGAAAGAAAAGCUUACAAAUGGUGCACCAGAUUCUCUUCCAUCAUGGAAUGAGUCUCAACAUUUCUGUGAAUGGCAGGGUGUUACAUGUGGUCGUCGUCAUAUGAGAGUCGUUGCCUUGCAUUUGGAAAAUCAAAUAUUGAGUGGUACUCUUGGAUCAUCCGUGGGAAAUCUAACAUUUCUAAGAAUGCUACAACUUACAAAUGUUAACUUGUAUGGUGAAAUUCCAAGUCAAGUUGGUCGUUUAAAGCGAUUGCAAGUUCUUAACUUAAAGGAUAACAAUCUUCAUGGCGAAAUUCCUAUGGAGCUCACAAAUUGCACGAAUAUCAAGGUAAUUCUUUUGCGCAACAACCGACUCGGUGGAAGAAUUCCGACAUGGUUUGACUCAAUGAUGCAACUUACUCAGUUGAAUCUUGCUGUCAAUAAUCUAGUUGGUACUAUUCCGUCUUCCGUGGGAAAUGUUUCAUCACUCCAAAAAUUAUCAUUUGGAGAUAAUAGCUUUAAAGGAAGCAUACCUUAUUCUUUGGGUAUGUUGUCAAGUUUGAAUCUACUGAUUCUAAGUUCAAAUAAUUUGUCAGGUGAAAUCCCUAAUUCUCUUUACAACCUAUCAAAUAUUCAAGAUUUGGAUAUUGGGGGAAACAUGUUAUCUGGUAGUCUUCCAUCAAAUAUGCAUCUUGCUUUUCCCAAUCUUAAACGAUUCUAUAUUGGAGGCAACCAAAUAAGUGGAACUUUUCCGUCUUCAUUAUUAAACCUCACUGAACUAAUACUGUUGGAUAUACCAUAUAAUACUUUUGUUGGGUCAAUACCUCUUACUUUGGGUCAAUUAAAUAAACUUGAGUCGUUUAAUAUUGGAGGUAAUAAUUUUGGGAGUGGAGGAGCUCAUGAUUUGGAUUUUCUUUCAUCGCUAACCAACUGUACUCAAUUGUCAAAGAUAUAUAUUUUUGACAAUGGAUUUGGUGGUGUGUUGCCGAACAUUAUAGGAAACUUUUCCACCCAUCUCCGUUUGCUUCAUAUGGAAUAUAAUCAAAUACAUGGAGUGAUACCAGAAAGAAUUGGACAACUAAUUGGUUUAACUGACUUAGACAUUGGAUACAAUUUUCUUGAGGGAACAAUUCCAGGUUCCAUUGGAAUGCUCAAAAAUAUAGUAGCAUUGGGCUUCGAUUAUAACAAAUUAUCUGGUAACAUCCCUAUGGUCAUUGGUAAUCUUACUGUGCUGUCUGCACUAGAUAUAUCUAACAAUAAAUUGGAAGGAAACAUUCCAGUUACCAUAAGGAAAAUACUUACAAAGGAAAAUUAUGUUUCACUACAAUAG